AUGAAGAUCCUCCUCAUCUUCCUCACUUUCUACCUGAUCUCAGCUGCAGAAAAAGACAUCGAUGUAACUGGAUAUUCUGGAGGAAGUGUUCUGGUGGAUUCUGGGAAACUUUGGUUCAGUGACUCUGAUAAAUAUAUGGCCAAAUUACCUGAGUGGAGUGUAAUAAUAAAUGAUAAGAAACACGAUAAAUGGAUUAAUGAAGGAAGAUUCACACUUUAUCGAAACAGUGAUGGAAACCUCAUGAUCUACAUCAGAGAAAUAAAGACACAAGACGCUGGACGAUACGCAAUUGAUGUUCUUCAGAACCAGCGCAUAUAUGUGACUGUGAAUGUGAAAGAAGAAGAUUCAUGUUGUAAAGUGUCAAGGAGAGUGAUGGUGAAUGUUGGAGAAACUGCCAAUUUCAGCUGUGAAUAUUCACAGAAUCAUAUUAAUGAUCCUAAGAUCAUAUUCAAAGAAGAAAAAGACUCCAUUGAGAUGAUUUACAGCAGAUGGAAGAAGAAAGAAAGAUUGAGUAUUUCUGAUGACAAACAUAAAAACAUCUUCAGUGUGAGAAUGACUGCUGUGACACCAGAUGAUGGAGGAGUUUAUUUAUGUGGAGUUUGGAUCGACAAACAAUCAUACACUUACUCCAUUAUUAAUACUGUUCAUCUUCAUGUUAUGACUAAAGUGGGCGUGUCUAGAGUGAGCAGCUCCUCAGGAGGUCGUUUGAUGAUCAAGUGUGAACAUCCUCAAUACAAAACCAACCCAAAAUACAUCUGUAAAGAAUCAGACGGAUGUUCAGAGAGGAAGAAUCCAGGAGUUCAGGGUGAAUGGAUGGAGAAUGGAGAUGUUUCUUUAUAUGACGACACCAGAGCAGGAGUCUUGAUGGUGUUUUUUAGAGAGCUGAAAGCUGCAGAUGAAGGAACAUACAGGUGUGGAGUGAAAGUAUCUGACUAUACUGAGAGCUUCACUGAGAUACAGCUGAGCGUCAGACAUGAUGUAAACUAUCCAAAGCGUGUGACUGAAUCUGUGUCUCUUGGUGGAGAAGUCAACAUCAUCUGUCUGAUCCCAAAGGAGCAUAAAGUUCAUUUCUGCAAAGAGGAUGAUAAUCACAUCUGCCAAAGCAUCAGCUCAUCUAAAGUGACAGAAAUGAGUGGUUCAUCAGAGAGAAAUGAAGAGAGAGUUGUUACAGUGAGCAUCAGUAAUGUGAGUGUGAGAGAUGCUGGAGUUUACUGGUGUGGAGCAGAAACCAGAGACACACAUCUGACUUUCAUCUCCCUGAACACUCAAAUUCAGCUCAACCUCAUCACUAAAGUGGGCGUGUCUAGAGUGAACGGUUCCUCAGGAGGUCGUUUGAUGAUCAAGUGUGAACAUCCUCAAUACAAAACCAACCCAAAAUACAUCUGUAAAGAAUCAGACGGAUGUUCAGAGAGGAAGAAUCCAGGAGUUCAGGGUGAAUGGAUGGAGAAUGGAGAUGUUUCUUUAUAUGACGACACCAGAGCAGGAGUCUUGAUGGUGUUUUUUAGAGAGCUGAAAGCUGCAGAUGAAGGAACAUACAGGUGUGGAGUGAAAGUAUCUGACUAUACUGAGAGCUUCACUGAGAUACAGCUGAGUGUCAGACAUGAUUACUCCAUGAUCAUCAUUAUUAGUGUGUGUGUGAUUCUGCUGCUGAUCGCUGGAUUCACUCUGACUGUGUGCAAAUUUAGACACAGGAGACGAGAUCCUGGAUCAGCUCAAAUUAACAGUCAUGAUGAAUUACCCACAAUCCCCUCUGAUGAGCUCCUGUACGCUGCUGUCAGUUUCCAGAAGCAUGAAGAGUCUCUCAGUGAAGCUACAGUCAGAUUCAGUGAAGAGGAGGAGAUUCAAUCUGAUUACGCUGCAGUCAAGCUGUAUUUUCCUUUUGUAAUUGCAAAUCAACUCAACUCUGAUGAGCUCCUGUACGCUGAUGUAAGUUUCAAGAAGCAUGAAGAGUCUCUCAGUGACGCUACAGUCAGAUUCAGUGAGGAGGAGAUUCACACUGAUUACGCCACAAUCAAAUUCACCACAUGA
Carassius carassius (crucian carp) is the source of this 2028-nucleotide messenger RNA. RefSeq names its product polymeric immunoglobulin receptor-like. The transcript is spliced from 9 exons. The coding region runs from base 1 to 2028 and encodes 675 amino acids. NCBI's taxonomy places the organism in Eukaryota, Metazoa, Chordata, Actinopteri, Cypriniformes, Cyprinidae. The record is from RefSeq and is a predicted model, not a curated record.